Messenger RNA from Coregonus clupeaformis (lake whitefish), 1410 nucleotides. Its product is annotated as phospholipase ABHD3. Bases 85 to 1323 code for a protein of 412 amino acids. Gene Ontology annotation, biological process: medium-chain fatty acid catabolic process; medium-chain fatty acid biosynthetic process; phosphatidylcholine metabolic process. Gene Ontology annotation, molecular function: glycerophospholipid phospholipase A1 activity; acetylesterase activity; monoacylglycerol lipase activity. The transcript has 9 exons. The record is from RefSeq and is a predicted model, not a curated record. NCBI's taxonomy places the organism in Eukaryota, Metazoa, Chordata, Actinopteri, Salmoniformes, Salmonidae.
UUAGUGCAUGCAUCCAGAGCAGCAGAGGUUUCAUUCGAUCCUGGCCGCUAUAGCUGAAGAGCGCGAGAUAACAGGGACCUGGCAAUGAUCUCACUGGACUUCAAUUUUUAUGUUUUGACAAGGGACCUGUCCCUUUAUCUGGAAAAUCAAGUGAAAGUUGGACUUUUUGGAUCUGGAGUACUGUCACUGGUGCUCGGCUUCAGCGCAGCUUAUGCCUACUAUUACUUGAUCUCUGUCGCGAAGAAGCCCCAACUGAUUUCUGGUGGUAAGAAGUUCUACCAGUUCCUGCGGGACCAAUGUCCCGUGGUGUCAGAGACCUACUACCCCACCUUCUGGUGCUGGGAGAGCCGGAUCCAGACACUGCUUAGACCAUUCGUCACAGCUAAACCGGGGGUCAGCUACAGAAAUGAGCUCAUUGGUGCAGCAGAUGGAGGGCAGAUCUCUCUGGAUUGGUUCGACAACGAUGACAGCGCUUCCCACCCCAACUCGGCCACGCGGCCCACCGUCCUCCUGCUGCCUGGCCUGACCGGCACCAGCAGAGAGUCCUACAUCCUCCACAUGGUCCAGCAGAGCAAGGAGCUGGGAUAUAGGUGUGCGGUAUUCAACAACAGAGGGGUGUCUGGCGAAACUCUCUUGACACCCAGAACAUACUGCGCUGCCAACACAGAGGACCUAGAGGCUGUCAUCGAACACAUCCAGAGGACAAAUGAGGAUGCCCCUCUCAUGGCUGCUGGGGUCUCCAUGGGCGGGAUGAUGCUGGCAAACUACCUGGGGAAGAAGGGCAGGGAGACGUGUCUGAAGGGUGUGGUGGUGUUCUCGGCAGGCUGGGAUGUGUUUGCGUGUACAGCGUCGCUGGAGAAGCCUCUGGACCGCUUCCUCUUUAACUCUUACCUCACCAGCUGCCUGCAGGCAGGCGUGGACAGACACAAAUCUGUCCUUGAGAAGAGUUACGACAUUGAUCAUGUGAUGAAGGCCAAGACCAUCCGUGAGUUUGAUGAGAGGUUCACGUCUAUUAUGUUUGGCUACCCCACCAACGAUGACUACUACCACGAUGCCAGUCCCAUCCACAAGCUCAAGUCUGUGCAGGUGCCAAUGUUGUGUCUGAACGCUGCAGACGACGUCUUCUCCCCCUGUCAUGCCAUUCCAGUGGAGGCAGUGAAGCAGAACCCUAACCUAGCCCUUCUCAUUACCUGCCACGGGGGCCAUAUUGGUUUCCUGGAGGGCCUGUGGCCCCGACGGAGUACCUACAUGGACCGCGUGUUCAAGCAGUUUGCCAAGGCCGUCAUAGAACAGGGUGGUGACCUCAAUGACCUUUCCAGCUAGUAGGACCAGUUCUUCUCUUUUUCCUUCUCUCCGUCGUUCCUUCACAACUUCCUUUUCUCCCUCUCUCUUUCCUUCAUUCCUUUUCUC